AUGGCCUCCGGACCCAAGUCUCUGCUAGGGCACGUCUGCGUGGUGACCGGCGCUUCGCGGGGCAUCGGGAAAGGCAUCGCGCUGCAGCUCUCGGAGGCGGGCGCCACCGUCUACAUCACCGCCCGGCACCGGGAAACCCUGGAGCGAGCGGCGGCGGAGGUGCAAGGCCGGGGGGGCAAGUGCGUGCCGGUGGUGUGCGACUCUACCCGAGAGGAGGAGGUGGCGGCGCUGUUCGAGCGGGUCCGGCAGGAGCAUGCUGGCCGCCUGGACGUCUUGGUCAACAGCGCUUUCUCCGCGGUGACCACCCUCUCCAAAGAGAUCGGCGUGCCGUUCUGGGAAAGCGAGGCCUCCCUCUGGGACCAGAUCAACAACGCAGGCCUGAGAGGCAACUAUUUCUGCACGGUUUAUGCCGCCCGGCUCAUGGUGCCCGCCGGGCGCGGGCUCAUUGUCAUCCUCUCCUCGCCCGGUGGGCUGCGGUACAUGUUCGACGUCCCGUACGGGGUGGGCAAAGCGGCCUGCGACCGCCUGGCGGCUGACUGCGGCGUCGAGUUGCGCCCCUUCGGCGUGGCCUGCGUGUCCCUUUGGCCCGGGCUCGUUCGCACCGAACUGCUCCUGCAGCAAGCGGAGAAUGUCGAGCAAGUAUUCAAGGACCUGCCGGAGCGGCUGACCAAGGCAGAGAGUCCCGAAGUGAGCGGGAAAUGCGUGGUGGCCUUGGCCUCGGAUCCCCAGGUCAUGCGGCACAGCGGCAAGGUGCUCCUCAGCCCAGACCUUGCCCGUCUCUACGGGUUUAAGGACGUGGAUGGGCGAGACGUCUAUAAUUAUAUUUCGAUUCGGGACACCCUUACCGAAUUAAUGCCCAAGCUGUCUUUCCUUUUCUGGUUCAUUCCCCGCUUUAUCACUUUCCCUAAGUGGGCCCUUGCUCUUUAUUCCAGCAAGUUUGCGAUCUACCCUCCCAUUCAGCCGGCCGAUUUUAAACCAGCUAAAAAGGACUAAUCGUCUGGCGUACCCCUUUAGGAGCAUGUUCUGCAACUACGUCAAGCUUUCUUUUGUGAAAAAAAUUAUUGCUUUGGUUUGUUGGUUUGUUUCGUCGCUUGAAAAUUGGGAAGAGUGAGUUCUUGCAGGGAGUUUACCCCUCUAAAAACUCUUUUGAGGAAUUGCUUCAGAAUUUCCCUCUGAAAAAAAAAGCUUCAUGACACCAUUUCUUACUCUACGCUACAAUCUGCUUUUGUGUUUUUGACACAGCAUUAGCUGCUAAGUUACUUAAUAUUUCUGUACUAUCUAAAAUGCAAGCUUUGAGGUUUAUCAAAGAAUCAUUCACAUAUUUGAAAGUGAUGGAGCUACUUACAACUAAGAAGUCAAGACACUGGAAAAAUUGCCUUUUUGUUUUGCUUUCACCUAUGGUGAGGCCAUUUAUAUACUCUGCCAUAACCUGUUUGUAUCACAGUCUUCUAUAUUUUGUUUCCAUAAAAGCAAUUGUCAAUUUGGCAUGUAUGUGAUAUUCUGAAGAUAACGUAAAACAAAAAUCUAAACUUUGAAAGAAAAGGGUUCCUCUCUUCCAUUCAGUUUUAUUGGGGAAGAAAUCCUUUUAUCUGUAUUUUUUUCCAGCCUUCAAGAGAUUCCAGAAUUCUGUUCAUUCCAAAGUCAAAUAUUAGCAGAAUUAGUCCUGAUGAAAGAAAACCCUACAGAGACAGUAGUAUAUUAAGUCAUACUGGACACCCAAAUCAGCAAAUGUAAUCAGAGCCAUAUCAGAGUGGGCAUAGAACAAGCUAUAAAACAUGACAGCUCUCCAGAAAGAAAAUUUGCUAAAAAACAUUAUGAAACAGAUAAGCGGGUGUAAAACAAAGUCCUGAAUAAGGAGCACAGGCUGAGUGUGUGUGGGUGGGUGAGUAGAAUAAGAAACACUUCACCUUUGUUCAGUUUGCUAUCUCUGUAUAAUUCUCAAAGAAGCAAGUUCUUCAUGUAGUGAAGGACAAAAUUGUUCUUUUCAUAAGACAACCAUUGUUUGUUCCUAAAAGGUUUAAGGAAGCCGAUGUAAUUCUUCUCAUAAAGUGCCUGCUUGCUUGUUAAGUAUUGUAUUCUGUGGCCACAAAUCAAUAAAA
Messenger RNA from Protobothrops mucrosquamatus (brown spotted pit viper), 2099 nucleotides. RefSeq names its product dehydrogenase/reductase 1 (gene DHRS1). The coding region runs from base 1 to 993 and encodes 330 amino acids. NCBI's taxonomy places the organism in Eukaryota, Metazoa, Chordata, Lepidosauria, Squamata, Viperidae. The record is from RefSeq and is a predicted model, not a curated record. The transcript has a single exon.